GCACUUCAGUUUGUCAGAGUUGUUCUUCGUUCUACUUUUCAAUGCCUGAGCCAAACGCCGACGAAACCAACAGUGUCGAAACCUCAAACGUAAAACCGACGAUACUUCCUUGUUCUCAUUCGGACAUAACUGAAAGAUCAGAACCAGUAACUGAAGAAAUAGAAGAUGAAGAAUUAAGGAAACUUUUGGUGCCAAAAAUAGAAGACCUCCCUCUCUCUCCUCCUUCUGCUGUUGAAUCCAACUUCGUCACUUAUUUUGCUCCUGAUUUUAUGAAACCUGGACAUGAUCAGUAUGUACAUCGGCAUGCUAAUGGGUUAUGUAUAAUUGGGCUGGCUACGACUCAUGUGGCUUUUAAAGAUGAAGGGGGAAUUAGUUCAGUUGAUUUCAAUGUAGGGAAGUCUGAUCGGAGUGGAAUCAAAGUUACUGGAAAGCGAAAAAAGAAUGCGCAACAUUUUGAGUCUAAUACUGCAUUAUGUAAAGUCUGCACAAAUGAUGCUUCAUAUAUUGUGAGGUGUUGUGUGAAAGGCUCUCUGUUAGAAGUCAAUGAUCGGUUAAUUAAGCAACCAGAACUGCUGAACUCAUCGGCAGACAGGGAAGGAUACAUUGCAAUUAUAAUGCCAAAGCCCGCAGAUUGGGUCAAGGUCAAGGCUACUUUGCUUGGCGCUGACGAAUACAGAGAGUUGAGAAAGGAUAUGUUGUGAACUUGUGAUAAAUGCGCAAGGUUGCAGAUCAGCUCAUUGAAGGCAGCAUUUGCAUGAUUUGAAGUUUAGACAGUUGAUAAAAGUUUGCUGAUUGAUGCAGUUCCUGCGAUGAUUCACUUUCUGCAAGAGAAAGGUCUUCAAAGCUAAACUUCUGCUUUUGGCAUACAGAAGAACAUCUUCAAAGUUGGAGACAAAUGCAUUCUUUGGGCACAAUGUCCUCAUUUCAAGGUUUACAAUUUCUCUUAGUUUAACUUAAUUAACAUUUUCAUUACUCUUUUCUGGUGUAUUAUUUGGAUGGCAUGGAGUUUUACUUGCCCCAUCGGUCCAUAAUUUCUGUUCAGAUAUGAUUAAAUAACAUAUAUGAAUUGUUAAUAUAUUAGUGUAA
Nicotiana tabacum (common tobacco) is the source of this 1086-nucleotide messenger RNA. The record is from RefSeq and is a predicted model, not a curated record. NCBI's taxonomy places the organism in Eukaryota, Viridiplantae, Streptophyta, Magnoliopsida, Solanales, Solanaceae.